AUGUCGACAGAGAACCUAUCCGCAUCUUGCCUCGAUUCAGGUCCAACCUCCCACAAAAUGUACGACUUCCCCACUGAGAGGACUGAAUCACGCUUCAAUUUUGCUAGUUCACGGCAUUCGGUUGUUCUUGUCUUGACAUCAGUUUUCGAAGCCAUCGUUGUCAUUGCGUUGGAAGCCGUCAUAUUUGCAAAGUUCAUACAGCAUCAUGCGAACGAGGAGCUAGGGCAAGGCAUUCCUGUAUACCUCAUGAUUUUCAUCAUCUGCCAAGUGUAUCAAGUCGGCAUUGCAUGGGAUGCAGUACGGAUGCAGAAUACCAUUCAAGUCAUUGCCUUCAUUCUAUUGAAUUUGUGCUGUCUCAUGUAUGGCAGCUUUCAGUUUCAACAAAUCUCGGAAGCAUUGAACGAUAUACAAAACAACAAUCCAGCCCUCACAUCCACCGUGGCCAUGUAUGGUGUCGACUUCUCAGACCUCAAAGCUUUGAUCGAUCGUCUCUUGAUUGCCAACGUUAUCGUCAUUGGACUUUGUGAGCUCAUUUAUCUGUAUUUGGGUGCGAGGUUAUACCAAGAGUUUGGAUGGCGUAUCUACAAGAAAAUCGGUGCUGAUCCUGAGAUUCGAAACAUGUAUCGAUGGUAUCAAAUCCUGUUGACGAUCCUCAAGAUCGAUAUGUUCUUCUUCCUCGGCUAUUCUAUUCAAUACUUGGUUCUCGUGUUGCAGUCAGGCGAUGUCGAAUUUCCUCUUACCAUCAUUGCGCUACCGCUGACAUGUUUAUUUUUGGUCCUCGCUGUGUAUGCGGUUCGACAUGAAUCCAAGCCGCUUGUGUUGAUAUUCUUCGUAGGCGCAGCUGCAGGCUGUGCAUACUUUAUUUACAAGAUUGUGCGCAUCUUCGAUCCGACGCAGGCAGAGAAAUAUAGAAACAUCAAGAACUUUUUGACCUUUUUCGCAAGCGUCUCAUUAGCGCUGCUGGUGCUGACGAUUGCCAACAUUGGUAUCUGCUGGUCUAAUUUCAAGAAAGGUCUCAAAGCCCAUUUAUUACGUGACCGGAGUACAGCCACGCUUGCUCAUCAUGCAGGUGACAGGAUGCUUUCCUUGGAUUGA
Messenger RNA from Lichtheimia ornata, 1095 nucleotides. RefSeq lists its product as uncharacterized. NCBI's taxonomy places the organism in Eukaryota, Fungi, Mucoromycota, Mucoromycetes, Mucorales, Lichtheimiaceae. The transcript has 7 exons. Gene Ontology annotation, cellular component: Golgi apparatus. The coding region runs from base 1 to 1095 and encodes 364 amino acids. The record is from RefSeq and is a predicted model, not a curated record.